AUGAGUGAACCACAGGCUGCUACUGAGCAGAAGCCAGAAGUGAAAAAUGGUGCAUCUCCAGCCGAUAGCGCUGCUAAAGCCAAUAAACUCUCCAACAAAGAAUUGAAAGAGCUGAAAAAGAAAGAGAAGGCCGCCAAGAGAUCUGCUAAAAAGACUGAGAGUGGUGUUACUGUAGAGGAUCAACAGGCGAUGGCUCAGGUCAAAAGAGAGAGGAAACAACAACAGAGAGAAAAGCAAUUAAAACAACAGAGGGAACAACAACAGAAAAAUGGACCUAAGCAGGUGAAGAAAUAUAUUAAAAAGAGUACUCUAUUUGGCCAUUUGGAAACUACUGAAGAGAGAAGAGCUACACUUUUGUCAUUAACGAGUGCAAUUACUUCCUCGCAAAUUUCACGAAUAACAGCCGGCGGUUUAAUGGUCCCCACCAUUACUAGCGAGCCUAUGGCGCCCGCUACCACUGCAUCAUCAGGUGGAUCUGCAUCUUCAGAUGACAAUGCUCCAACAACAGAACUGGCAAAAUCGUUAGCGUCGAUGACUUUAGAUUCAGAGGAAUUCUCCGUCGUUCCAGGUAUGACAUCUAUCACACCACAUGCCAGUGAGCAACUAUUUGAUUCGCAACAAUCGGUAUCUUCCAUUAGAGAACUGUUGAUUAAUAAGGAUUUAGUACACCCUUCCAUUAUAUUGCUAACUUUCCAAUUGGCAAAUUACAAGAUUGUUGGAUCUAUCCCCAGAUGUAUUGCUAUGUUAGAGGCAUUCCAAAAUGUGGUCACUGAUUAUGAAACUCCACAAGGUACUACUUUGUCUCGUAAUUUGACCAAUUACCUAUCGCAUCAAAUCGAUAUUCUAAAGAAGGCCAGACCAUUGAGUGUUACCAUGGGUAAUGCCAUCAGGUGGUUAAAACAAGAAAUUUCUGUGAUAGACCCAUCUACACCUGAUAAAGAGGCCAAACAAAUCUUACGUGAAAAGAUUUCCCAAUUUGCUCGUGAAAAGAUUGAAUUUGCAGAUCGUCUUAUCAUCGAGAAUGGUUCGCAACACGUCGAGAAUGGAUCCAUUAUUGUCACUUACGGUUCUUCUAAAGUGCUUACAGAUCUAUUAAUCUACAAUGCUGUCGAACUAAAGAAAGAUUUCCAAGUCAUUGUGGUGGAUUCUAGGCCACUUUUUGAAGGUCGCAAGAUGGCAGACCAAUUGAGACGCCAUGGUGUGAACGUCCUUUAUGCAUUGAUCACAAGUUUAGAUGCAAUUUUCAACAUGAAUGUGGAUUAUGUUUUCCUAGGAGCGCAUUCGAUUUUGUCAAAUGGAUUCUUAUACUCUAGGGUGGGUACCGCCAUGCUAGCUAUGUGCGCCAAGAGACGAAACAUUCCAGUGCUUGUAUGCUGUGAAAGUUUGAAAUUCUCUCAAAGGGUUCAAUUGGAUAGUGUUACCCUAAAUGAGUUAGCUGAUCCUAAUGAUCUGGUUACUGUCCAUCCUGAUAACUGUUCAGUCGAACAUUCGCAAAAGGAUCUAUUGAGUCAAUUUAUCAAAGAGCGUACCGAACAUAAGAAAAUGUCAAACCAAGAAAACAAGCCCAACGGUAAAUCUACAUCAUCACGGUCAUCGUCAUCCACAUCAACAUCCGCACCAUCUACAAAUACCACAACGGAAAGUGCGGACAAAAAUAUCUUGGACGGCUGGCGAAAUAUGCACAGUUUAAACAUCGUCAAUAUCUUGUAUGAUUUGACACCACCGGAGUACAUCAAGAAAAUCAUAACGGAAUUUGGAUCGCUACCGCCAUCUUCAGUGCCAGUUAUUCUACGAGAGUACAAGAGUCUAGCAUGA
Messenger RNA from Zygosaccharomyces rouxii, 1815 nucleotides. RefSeq names its product translation initiation factor eIF2B subunit delta (gene GCD2). NCBI's taxonomy places the organism in Eukaryota, Fungi, Ascomycota, Saccharomycetes, Saccharomycetales, Saccharomycetaceae. The record is from RefSeq and is a predicted model, not a curated record. The coding region runs from base 1 to 1815 and encodes 604 amino acids. The transcript has a single exon.